Trichomonas vaginalis G3 is the source of this 336-nucleotide messenger RNA. Its product is annotated as organellar and viral DNA polymerase type B. Bases 1 to 336 code for a protein of 111 amino acids. Lineage: Eukaryota; Parabasalia; Trichomonadida; Trichomonadidae. The transcript has a single exon. The record is from RefSeq and is a predicted model, not a curated record.
AUGUAUAACGCAAAAAUGAACCCGCAAUGUUCAAAAUGUAAGGCAGCAAUUAGGAAAUAUAACUACUCCGUCAAAGAGAUAGAAAGAAUGAGAAACGACUAUGCAGACUUAAAGAAAGAAGCAGAAAAGCCAGCAGAAGAUAAAAUGGACAUGUUAGCAUUUCUGAACAAAAACUAUCCAACUGCUGACGAUUUCCUUCUAUCUGACGUCAAGAAGAAGUAUAAAGAAACCUUCGGCAUAGUUAAAACAUUCGAUGUACUAAAAGAAGAAAUAGAAGCUACAAAACUGUUUAGAGUCAUGAACCAUCGCAACAUAUACCAUGUAAAACGCUUGUAA